Molecule: messenger RNA, 2021 nt
Organism: Colletes gigas
Lineage: Eukaryota; Metazoa; Arthropoda; Insecta; Hymenoptera; Colletidae
Product: microtubule-associated proteins 1A/1B light chain 3A-like
Exons: 4
Coding region: 19-387 (122 amino acids)
Biological process (GO): autophagosome assembly; cellular response to nitrogen starvation; macroautophagy
Cellular component (GO): autophagosome; cytosol; autophagosome membrane
Molecular function (GO): ubiquitin protein ligase binding
Source: RefSeq, a predicted model, not a curated record
ACUAAUAGUGAAACCAACAUGGAUUUAACACCAAAGACGUUUAAAGAAAGGCGUUCGUUCAUACAACGAGUUGCUGAGGUACAAAUGCUUAAAAUGAAUUAUCCAAAUAAAAUACCUAUUAUUGUUGAACGAUAUUCUGGAGAAAAACAAUUACCUGUGUUGGACAAAUUUAAAUUUUUGGUGCCAGAUUACUUAACACUAGCAGAAUUUAAAAAAUUAAUUCGACGUAGGCUACAACUUCACCCAACACAGGCAUUUUUUCUAUUAGUAAACCAAAUAAGUCUGGUAAGUGGUAGUAUGACUGUGGCACAACUUUAUCAAAGAGACAAAGAUGAAGAUGGUUUUCUUUAUAUAGUAUUUGCUAGCCAAGAAGUAUUUGGCCAUUAAAUGCAUCAAUACUAUAUAAAAGUAUUCCAAUUUAUGGGUUGGAAAAAAAAAUUUUUCGGAGAUAUACUAUGUGCUAAAUAUUUUUAAGGAUCCUUAGAAAAAGUUUUAGAUCUACUAUUACUUGUGUCUGCCUUUAACAAAAUACGCAGAAUCUUUGUGAUCAAUUUGCAGUAUCCUCUAAAAUAAUUAACAGAACAAUCACAAUUGACACUUGUGUGCAAAAUUAUUAUGGUGCUUUGGACCUUUGGCAUAUGCAUCUAUGAAAUAACAUAUUUCAUAUGUUAAUGUAUAAGAUUAACUUAGUUUGUUAUUAAUGAUAGUACUUAUUAUUUUAAAGAAUGACAAACUAAAACAAUGAGGUGUUAAACAUAUCUAAAAAUAUCAUACAUAAAUUUUACAAAUUAAUAUCAUUAGAUCGGAUGUAUUCACUUUCAUAUGCAUCUUACGAGUGUAAUAAAUUUUAAAUAUGUAUGAAAAAAAGUACCAUUGUACAAAUAAUAGAGUACGAGUAGUGACCAGUUAUACAUGACAAAUUCUGUAUUGUAUCUACAAACAAAACUGAAAUCAAAUUUAGGUUUUGUAUUUUUACUGUUCACAAAUAGCACAAAGAUAUCUAAUGCGCAUCCAAAGAAUAUCUGCUUUGGAUGAUCCUUACGUUCAGAGGACGUCCUAAUAAGGCAACUAUAAUAUUUAAGUAUUUCUCUAUAGUUGUUAUUGACUUUGCAUUAAAUUGUGGAGUUUCUUUGUUUUCAGAAAAUUUAAUAUAUAUAUUAUUUUUAUUAAAUAUUGCGUUUGCAAAUAUUUCUAUGUUUAAAAAUUAGUUUAAUAACUAAAUUUAUUAACUUACCAAAAAUUAAAUGAUUCCCCAGAUUGUUUUCUGCAUUUGUCAUUAAGUUUGUACCAUUAACGAAUGUAAUGUCCGUACAUAUAACUGAAAGCAAUCAUUUUUUUACAGAGAUAUAAUACUUAUAAAAAGAAAAAAAUUGAGAUACUAUAAGUAAUACAUAUGUACAUAAUAUUUUAUAUAACGUAAAUGUAUCUUUAAUUUACAUAUACAUACCUAAUUUUUCGUUUGUUUGUAAUGUAAGAAGAGUGUAUUGAAUCAAUUGAUUCAUCAUUUUUUUAGCUAAUGAUAUUAAAUAUAAUAAUUUUAUACAGGCAACUUCGUUGUAUAACAUAAAAAUGUGUUCCUCUUGAAAUUAUUCGAUUCUAUGCGAAACAUUUUUCGCUGCGCGUAAUAAUAAUGAUGGAAAUCGAGGUGGUAAUAUCUGAUGUCUUACCAUCUAUAUGUUAUAUGUAUUGACAAUAUUAAUUAUACUUGUUAAUAUUGUAAAAGAUUAAGAAGUUUGCGAGAGUUACAAAAUUCACACACAAAAUACAAAUCUCAAGAAUGUAUUUGUAGAACUUUGGAGAUGAAUAAUUCUAAAACAUUCGAAAUUUAAGUUCUAAGAACAUGAAAAAGGACAUGAAAAGGACGUCCUCUGAACAUAUGAUGCUAUCUGGAUUGUUACGCGAAACGUGUACAAAAUUAUUAUUAAUAUAAGUCAUAAUUUACAAAUACAGUAAAAAAUUCAAAUAUUUAGUGUGGGUAUAUGAAAUUUUAAGUGAUAAAUUUUUUUACAUUAUUCAGAAUG